This is a messenger RNA of Porites evermanni, 2182 nucleotides long. NCBI's taxonomy places the organism in Eukaryota, Metazoa, Cnidaria, Anthozoa, Scleractinia, Poritidae. The record is from the annotation of a GenBank genome assembly.
AUGACAAGUGAUACUAGUGACAGUCACAUUUUAGAUAAAGAGGAUAACUCUCAAAGUGAAUCAGAAGGAAAUUCAUUUCUGUGAGUUGAAGUUCUCCUAAAUUAGAACCUGAUUAUAUCGCCUUCUCUACUAGGGCUUUCCCUCUCUUUUCGAGGUUUCUUGGAAGUAGAACUGUUAUCAUGUUUGUCAGUUUUGAAAAACUUCAUCCCAUUAUCGAGGAAUAAGAGUGGUAUGGGGAUCGUUGUAGUUUUAUAACUGUGAUUCAAAACUUGUUAGACCUUGUUACUAACUCUGUCUUAUUUAGUUGAUCGGCUAAAUUAAUUAUUUUCGAACAAUUCCCUCCAGUUUUCACGUUCCAAACUUCAUCUCUAUCGAAUUUCCCUACUUACUGGGGCAUUUAGCGUGAUCCAAGACAUGUAUUGACAGUGUAUUACUCCAAACGCUACUAUCAUUUCUUCAAAUGAUACGGCCUAUAUGAUUACACUAGAGAUGCUUUGAUUUACAAACAGUUUAAUGCGUAUUAUCCCAUAUGGGUAGCUUCUGUCGUCCUACUCGUACACACCGGCAGUAACUGGCAGUAUGUUUGAAAUCUUUUUUUUUUUUAUGUCACGAAGGUGUCUUGAAGACUUGGAUCCUGUUGAUGCAGCAUUUCAAAGAGAGGUUGAAACCAGGUAGCUACAAAGAGAUCAUAUAUUUUAUAAGGCCGUGCAAAAUGCUUUAGAAUUUGCCACAAAAAUUGGCACCCCAACUGUGCAGUUUCAACACGACAGCACCAUCCAAUUGUUCAGUGAAAGCCUUGAAUUUAGUGGAAAGGCAAAAACAAUGAACUUGCUAAGGGGCCCGGGAUUUUCAGGACAGAAAAGCGGUGGGAAAUUUACGUUUGACUGGAAAAAUUGGAACUUUCCCUUUACUCCGGGAAAAACAACGAGAGCAAAAUGCAAAGGUGGAUAUACAACACGAAACGGAAUUCAAAAGAGUUUAUUGGAAUCCUUUCUGCUUAUUGCCUCUUCCGAGGAAAGUACUGUCUGCCCUAUCAUCAGCCAGUCUUCACUGAAAUUGAUUCCUAUUUCUUAUGCAACUGAUGGUAUGAGCCUUAAACCCGGCCUUCAAUUUGAUUCCCGCCUAAAGGAAUUGGUAGGACUUCUAUUCCCAGUGAACUUGGCGUAUGUGCAAGCCCACCCCAAGCCCGACUCUCACAUGCUUAAGAAAUCCUUUGUCAUGGAGGCAGAUGCCGUGGUUCUCACUACCCUUGACGAAAAACUCUCUCUACCAGUUGGUAAUAGUUUUAAAGGAAAGAACUUGACAGGCGAGAGUGUCUUCGAGAAGGUAACAAAAGAAGUAAAGCAAAUACAAAUCUGUCUACGUUGUCUUCAAAGAUAUGCUCGCCAAACACAAAAUGUCAUUUCUUCUGCUGAAGAUAUAUGUUGCAGUUCCUGCCGAGGUAAGUACGCUUGAGGUAAUUUUUAAGAAAACUAAGUGGUUUAUUGACGUUCAUUGGGUUUCCGAACAUGAAUUGCGAGGAAGUCCUAUAGUUUCUCUUAAGGCUUCCUCGUCACUUUCAACUUUGCAUUCCUUUUUAAAUUUCUUUCUUUUGUGUAUUGUGUGGCUAAUAUAAAUAAACGAAAGCACUUGUCCACAAACCAAGUGCUUUAUUGUUUCCGAGGUUUUCACUGCUUUUGAACUUUUUCAAACUAUUUCUAAAUCAGGAACAAAACAAUUAGUUCAAGUCUGAAUGUUUCAAGAUCGCAGCUACUAAUCAAGGAUUCUAAAAAGUCUAAAAACAAAAUAGAAAUAAAAUUUUUCAUUGAACAGAAACAUUUUUGUUUUUUUUUGGAAAAAUUCCUACUGGUAAGAGGCAACCAACUGACUAUUUGAAUAGAACAAGCAACGUGGUCUAGAAUACUAAGUUGAUGUUGUUAUUCAGCCCCUCAAUUAUUUCUCACGACAGAUUGUACUGAAAGGAAAGGUGUUUGUGACCACUGCGCUCCUCUUGGUCAGAGGUUUUAUGAAAGAAUCCUUAGAGCUUGUGACACAUGUGUCGAGGCUGGCACCCAGUGUAAGAAACUUCUUGUCCUUACUUGUUGUUGCUGUUACAGUGAAAAUGAACAGGGUGCCUAAAAUGGCAAGCAUCUUAGAAAUCAAAGGCGACAUCUGGGUCUCCAGCAAAAUCGGCCGACUGAAG